Molecule: messenger RNA, 1074 nt
Organism: Metschnikowia bicuspidata var. bicuspidata NRRL YB-4993
Lineage: Eukaryota; Fungi; Ascomycota; Pichiomycetes; Serinales; Metschnikowiaceae
Gene: IPK2
Product: inositol polyphosphate multikinase
Exons: 1
Coding region: 1-1074 (357 amino acids)
Biological process (GO): phosphatidylinositol phosphate biosynthetic process; inositol phosphate biosynthetic process
Cellular component (GO): nucleus; cytoplasm
Molecular function (GO): inositol-1,4,5,6-tetrakisphosphate 3-kinase activity; inositol hexakisphosphate kinase activity
Source: RefSeq, a predicted model, not a curated record
AUGAACUUCACCCCAUCGGUACACCAGGCCGCGGGCCAUGACGGGGCGCUUACCGCCGGCCCGGUUUUUGCCAAGCUUCUGUCGCCACAAGAAAUUAGUUUCUACGCCCAGGCGUCCAGUCGCUUGUCUGCAGAGCCAGAGCUUUUGGGCAGCCAGCUAGCGCACUGGAUGCCCACAUAUAUGGGCACUAUGAAUGAGGGCUUUGAGCGCGUGGAAGGCGCCAUGGUGCUAGAUCCAGAUGGAGUCAGCAGCAGCGUGAAUCCGGCAGUUUCAGCGCCAGAUUUGCCAGCAGUUUCAGCGCCAGAUUUGCCAGCAGGCCUGGAAAACCCGUACCUCGUACUUCUGAACCUCUACCAUCGUUUUGUGCACCCGUGCAUCCUCGAUAUCAAGCUAGGCUCUGUUCUUACUGACGACACGGUUCUGUUGGAAAAAAAGGCAAGAUUGGAGGCGGUGAGCAAGGCCACCACUAGCGGCUCGCUCGGGUUCCGCAUUUGUGGCAUGAAAAUAUUUAGUCAGACGCCCCUAAAUCCGGCUCCGUUGUUCCCCGAUAUGGACGCUACUAUGCACACCGAAGCUAUAGAGGAUGGAGGGCUGUACACCAGUUUCGAUAAGAUUUUUGGCCGGUCGCUUGACAAGAGCAGUGUGGGAAAAGGCCUAGGGCUUUUUUUCCUGGUGGAGCCCCAGGUUCACGAUUUGCUUCUCUCGAGGUUUGUCCAGAGAUUACAGCUACUUUACAACUGUCUCUUGGAUGCUGAGGUGCGGAUCAAAUCAGGCUCUUUGUUAUUUAUCUACGAGGGCGAUCCCGCCAGAUGGGCUGGCGUCAAUGGGGACUCAUAUACCGAGGCAGACCCGUUGGUUUGUGACCCAUUCUAUGCCGUGGAUUCCGGCGCCGAUUCGGACGCGGACUCUGACGUGGAGUCCGAUUUCGAACACCGUAAAGCACCGCUCUCCCGGUUAAACCUCAUUGAUUUUGCCCACGCAAAAUACGCACCGGGCAAAGGGCCCGACGAUAACAUUCUCGAUGGUUUGGAGAACCUUUUGGACGUCUUCUGCCGGUUGGCAGACCUGGCAUAA